CUGCCCGCACCGGUGAGACAGUCAGAGAUGGAGCGGUCCGCAGGCGCCAAACCCCGGAGCGCAGCUGAAUCUCCACACAGCUCAUCCAAACAGUCUGAAGGAACAAACCAGAAGAAACACCACCAGCGGAGUGGAAAACCAAACCCUCCACAUGGAUCCAAACUUCACAGUAAACCGUUUUAAAGAUUCUCCUGGUGCUACCGUGUGAUUCUGUUCGGGACCUGAUGCGUGUCAAGGGGCUAUGGUGAGGCCAUGUGCACAGGCUGGUGUGAGAAGAGAUGCGCCACAGUCGGUGGAGGAAGAGGAAGGGGGAGAAUUACAAGUCUGGACUUCUACUCGUGGUUGUGCGUGUCCCUCUUGUUCUCAGCUCUGCCGGGUCAAGCGACCCCGCAGUGCCCGGACAGGUGUCACUGCGCUUGGGACACGUUCACCGUUGUGUGCUCGGAUGCUGGGCUACGAGAAAUCCCGGAGGGGAUCCCGCCGGAGACGGUCUCUCUCCACUUGGAACGCAACUACAUUCGAAGCAUCCCAGAGAGUGCCUUCAGCCACUUGGUCCACCUGCAGGAUCUUUACCUCUCCGACAACCGGAUCGAGACACUAUCCACUGGAGCCCUGCUCCAUCUGGGGCCCAAGCUGCGCCUGCUGGACCUCUCGUAUAACCAGCUGAGGCACGCCAGCAGGGAGGAGUUCGGCUCAACUCGAGCGAAGACGCGCCUCUUCCACAACCCCUGGCACUGCGACUGCACCCUGCAGGAGCUGAUGGAGACCCUGAACCUGGAGGCCGAGACGGUGAACGAGAUCAUCUGCAAGAGCUCUGUGCGGGGGGUGGGUGAGGGGGGCCGGUGGGAGGACCCGGGGUCACAGGGCGAGCACGCGGGCCAGCCGCUGGUCAAGCUUUUGGAUUCUGGGGUGAAUUUUUGCAGCCUGCAGAGGAAGACCACCGAUGUGGCCAUGCUGGUGACCAUGUUCGUGUGGUUCUUUAUGGUCAUCGUGUACGUCGUGUACUACGUUAGGCAGAACCAAGCGGAGGCCCGCAGGCAUUUAGAGUACUUGAAGAGUUUACCCAGUCCACGCAAGACCCCCACUGAGACAGACACCCUGAGCACUGGUUUCUGAGGACUUUUAAUUGGAACAUUCACACAUCAUCUUAAUAGACAAUGACUCCACAAUCCUCAAGAAUUUCAUGUAAACCAACUGUGGAGGAUGAUAAACAGAGAGGGAAUUCAUGUCUUACAACUGUUUAAUUUCUUCUUUAACUUUUUCCUUCUUUUUAAUUAAAAAACAAGUUUACAAUUGUCUAUUGUGCUCACUGCACAGACAAAAAGGAGAAGAGUGAAAAAAUGUAGCAGAAGUGAAGAUAAAACAAGYCCACGUAGUGUAUAGAGAAAGGCAUUUGAACUUAAUAACAGUCUGUCUCUUUUUGUAGCUCAUCUUUUCUUCUCUUGCCAUGCCUCAUAAUUUGCUCUUUUAUCUUUCAUUAGGCUCUAAUUAUGAGAGUCUGAGCAGCUGACCCCUAAUGAACACCUAAAAAAGGCACUAAUCAGUGUGAUUUCAGGUGUGCAGGCUCUUUUAAUGCACACACAUGUCUGCAUAUAUGGUGCUUUGAUUCAUUGUUCUGGCCAUUUUUACUUUGAUUACUUUGAGUUAGCACUAUUUAAGUCUUUAUUACACAAUCUCUAUGCCAGAUUCGGCGGUUCCAGCGGAGAGCUGCUGAUCUAAAUUUACUCCCAGAAAGGCAAUAGAGCUGGAAGUGAAUUACUUUGUCUCCACUCUGCAGCACUCAGCUCUGAAAACCUCUGGCCUGCUUCAUAUACAUAUAGAUGUUAUUGAUUGGUGUGAAGAAAUUUCAUUCCGUUUUAAAUAUGGAUUUGUGUUGCCAWCUAUUCAGAGAAAAGCUGUUAGUUAAUGUCGGAGUUGUUUCUUUUUUUUUGGUCGUCCUAUUUUCGCAUCGACUCCAUCCUAAUGGAAUCUAUUUUUGCAGCCAAUAAAAUAUUAGCACAUAAUUUAAUACGAAAGUAAUCAUUUGUCCCUUCAGAACAUUUAUUUCUUGCUGCAAACACUGAUCAAAUUCUGACUGGAUUAACAGCCACAAUUGAUGUUUAAAUUGAUUUUAUUGAAUCAUAUUUUCUAUUGAAAUAACUGUAUGGAGUCUAAAGAGAAGGUUUGCAUUGGAUUUAAAUAUGUCAUUAUUUUUCUUGCAUUAAGUCUAAAUGGAUCAUUGCAAUUAGCACCCCCAAACAUGCCACAUCACAUUUUAGCUCAAUAACUAUGAAAAUGACUGAGGUUUGAUACAUUUGGGUUUGCUAAGUUGGAUCAGUUGUGGUGGCCAUUUUGAAUUGGGUUCACUCUAGAUCUACAUCCAAUAGUAAAUAAACUAAUUUAAUGAGGUUUUUUAUUUCAUUUUCUGUAAACUGUGUGGGUAAAUGUUGCCCUAUCAUAAUGUGGUCAACAAUAUUUGUUCACCAUACAAUUCAUUGAAGAUAUUGACAUUUAUACUGCAAUAUAUUUGUUCAAAUUGGAAAUUAUUUACAUUUUUUUCUCCAUGAUCAAUUCCUAAAGAUCAUAUUGUCGUUUAGUCACUAACACAACUUUGUUGUAUGUUUAACACGUAAUAAAAAGAUGUCCAACUGUCUGUAAUUAUGGUAUGUAGAAGAAACRAACACAAUUUAGAUUAGAGUUAGAUCAUCUCAGUAAGGUGUGUUAUAUAAUUGUUGGAGAGACAGGAUGUAAUAUGUGUCACUUAGAUUCAGGAAAUUAAGGUUCACUUGAAAUUUUUACAGUUUAUGUUUAAUCACAACUUCAAAAAAUCAAAAAAAGACUGUGAAAGUAUCAAGUUGUGACUAUCAAAGUUUUGUGGAUAAAUGUUGCACAUUUAGCCAAUAUAAAUAACUUCUGACUGUUUGCUGUUUGUCACAAAUAA
Austrofundulus limnaeus is the source of this 2920-nucleotide messenger RNA. RefSeq names its product leucine-rich repeat-containing protein 3. Gene Ontology annotation, cellular component: plasma membrane. Gene Ontology annotation, molecular function: protein binding. Lineage: Eukaryota; Metazoa; Chordata; Actinopteri; Cyprinodontiformes; Rivulidae. The record is from RefSeq and is a predicted model, not a curated record. Bases 253 to 1116 code for a protein of 287 amino acids. The transcript is spliced from 2 exons.